Messenger RNA from Leptinotarsa decemlineata (Colorado potato beetle), 2831 nucleotides. RefSeq lists its product as uncharacterized. Gene Ontology annotation, molecular function: microtubule motor activity; ATP binding; microtubule binding. NCBI's taxonomy places the organism in Eukaryota, Metazoa, Arthropoda, Insecta, Coleoptera, Chrysomelidae. The record is from RefSeq and is a predicted model, not a curated record. Gene Ontology annotation, biological process: microtubule-based movement.
AUGUAUACAGCCGAGCAGACAUCCAAACAGGCCAAGGGGAUUCGACGAAGGUUCGUCCCGUACCGAGACUCAGUUCUGACAUGGCUGUUGAAAGACAUACUGGGUGGAAAUUCAAACACUGUCAUGGUGGCAACUGUUUCUCCUUCUAGCGCGUGCUAUAGUGAGACCGUCAACACUUUGCGUUUUGGGCAACGCGCCAAAAAUAUUAUUUCUCGUCCAGUAGUCAACGAAGACCCAAAAGAAAAGACAAUUCGAGAGCUGCGAGCAGAAAUAUUCAGGUUGAAGGAAAUACUCAGCGUUCUGCAGAUUUCUACAGAAAUUCAAAUGAAUAGUAACGCCAAUGUCAUCACCACAAAAUUUCAAAAGGAUCACGAAAUCGAUGCCUCUGUGGGCCUCACAGAAGAAAAAAUAGAAAUUGAACCGAUUGUAGAUCACACUGGACAUAAUCUUACAGACGAGAACAAGACGAGUAUUAUAUUGGAAAAAAGCAUAAACGAACUUCUCAGUACGGAGAAACUAGUACCGUUGAUGAACGUAAACAGCUCACUGAAAAAGAUCAAACCCACGACUUUGAAAAGAACCUUUAGCGUCGAUCGCACACUCUUCAAAAUGGAGCGAGAAAAACUGAACAGUUUAGGUUCUGAUGAUUCACUCCGCUCAACGAGUACGAAGUCUUUGAUUUCCAACUUGUCUUCAGAGAGAGGCUCGCUGAACUCUACUGGAGGAACGUCCCAAAGCUCCUACAGAAGACUUUCUCUGACUAAACCGAGCCCAAAUUUUCCUAAAACCAUUCCCAAGCGGAGGUCGUUGGAAGGGCCCUCGAAGAAAACCGAAAAGGCGGUGUCGACUUUAUCUUCUCUGAGCAAAGUUGAGUCGAAAGUGGGUUCCAUCAGACAGCGCCAAGUAAAACCUCGAGCCCAAAUUGUAGCUGCCGUGACAAGCCGGUUGUACUCCAAAAUAAAGAACAAAGAGGUUUCAACAGACACUGACGAUAUCAAUACGUACAGCCUGGUGGAAGUAACUCCAAAGGAGCUCUCUAUCUGCGACAACGCUAGGGCAAGACUGAAGGAAAUAACCAAGAAGGCUCUGCGGGCGCAUAGGAACAAAAACGAGGAGACCCAAACAGAGGUGAUGCAAAUUAGAAGAGUUAAAGAAACGGCGACGGACGUAAACGAUCUUAAGCUGGAGCUGACUGAGGUGAAAGAAGCCGCGACAGUCUACGAUAUCGUCAAUACUAAAGAUGCAUCUAUCGAAUGUAAUACCCUACAGACGUUUGAGGAUCCUGAUCAUAGGAAAUCGGUGUCUUUCACCAGGACUUGCGGUACCCAAUCCACAGAGGAAGGAGAAGAAAGCAGAGGGGCUACAAAAAGCGCGACGCCCAUGUCUUUUACCAAGUACCUCAGAGAUAUUCAAGAUGACUUGCCCCAGAACUCCAUCUACACCAAUUCGGUAAACAUCAACAUAUCUAAUAACUACGUAAAUGGAGAAAGAGUUGGUAACAGCCACAGCGAGGACAGCUUGGAACACCCUGGCCAAAAUAACUGUCUGGCGACACCUGAUUUGCUGAGCAACCACAAUUCCUUGGACCAUCAAGGGUCUUCGAGAGGGGUUGACCAGGACUUGUCCCACGAGAGUAUAGAAGACGUCGGCUUCCAGUUUUUCACAAGUGAGCCAUUCAACCCUCCUAAUGGCUUCAAAGCUUUCAACGUAGCCACGUGUAGUACAGUUCCGAAGUUUGCAAACCUAGCCCCGUCGGUUUUAAUGUCGAAAAGCUACGCCCCCGAAGUCUACAUGUCCAGGAUGUAUCAGGAAGAGUUCUGCUUGCCUUUUCCGAAGUUCAAACCUCGUGUUGGUCUACCGAGGUUGGUGGAGACUGACAGAAGGAAAUGCGAUGAGGUGGUGGUUGUCAAGGAACCACUCGUCUUGAAGUCCAUUGUCAAGAACCAAUCCUUUACCGAAGAGGAGACGGAUGCCACCGCCAAGGACUCGUUGGAGUAUCACAGGGCGAAUAAGAGAGUCCAGUUUUCAGAAAAGGGUGGAGAAGACACCCAGAGGAUGAUCAAUGCCAUGGCUUCGUUUUUAGAGGAAGCCACCCAACUGAUAGCAAAGAUAGAUAGGAGUAGAUCUCCUCCGGUGGACUAUGACGUGGAGGUAACUGUCAACGAGGUUAAAGGACUCGAAAGAUGCUUCAGAAAAACUAGGAAAAAAUCUUCGGGUGAUAGUUUCAGGAACAAAAGUAAGAAAUUAGGGAGUAGUCACUGCGAAGAACCGCACGAAAAAUGCAUUCAAACGUUGUCACCUAUCAGAACGAACUCGUCCACUCAAUAUGAUAUGCCGUAUAGUAUGCCAGUUAACAAAUACGAAGCGAUUCUAGAGGACUCGUGCAGGAGGCUGGAAGAGAAGAUCCGAAGGGUGCCGAGGUCUAGACUAACCCAACACGACUUCCGUGGUGAUAACGACGGAAUUCAUCCGAACCCUUACUUAGAGGAGCCCGGAGCCAGUGAUAUUGACGAUUCCAGUCUGGAUAGCCAUCCAGUAGCAUCUUCAGACUAUGGAAGUCUCCCGAGGAGAAGGUACAUGAGGAGGACGUCUACGUGCAGUCCUAGUGCUUUCUUGAGGCAGCUCACCCAGAUGAGGAAGCAAGUCGUGGAGUCUUCUAGGGAAGAUUCAACCGGGAGUGGGGGUAAUUCAUAACUUUCAGGGGAUUACGGAAUAAUAGUAACUUGUGAGUUCACUUUUGUGGGCGUGUUUGUACAAUUUUUUAUGCAACCCAUUUGGAAAGUAUUUGAUUUUAUAAUGAUCGAGUUUGGAUUAAAAAGUUUUGAAUUUUA